CUUUGUUCAAAGAGAAAAUGGCGGCAGGUAGUGAGAGCAACUGUUUCUUCUUUUACCUCUUUUUCUUUUCUGUUUUGCGCAUCACAUCGGCUCUAAGAUGCGAGGAUAUCUCAGUUCAAAAUCUCUCAAGAGACUGGCAUUUUUUACUGGGACCAAAGGAUUCCAUCAUUGCGGUGUGUGUGCAUGGUGGGGAGCUUAGGUUGUCUCGCCUUUGGGCAAGUGUUAAAGUCAUGCUCAAAUUUGAAAAAACAGAGGUGCAGUUCUAUGAGGCUGAAAGCUGCUCAGCCUUAAAUCCAGCAAAUAAGUCCUGGGCAUCAGUGUUUCAGUCAUUUGUCACUUCGAGGAAUGUUUUGGAUCAAAUCAUGUUCAGUUACUCGCCAUUUAAGACGUCAUGCUUUGCAGUUGAUUUAAUUAAAGAGAGGCAAACUGUGAGAGUGGAGGCUUCACUUCGAGCUAUUGACUGGUAUUUCCCAGUAACUUUCCUGGCAGGGCUUGUGAUAUUUUACAACGCAGAAAGACUUAGUAGGAAUGCUUUGUUUUUUUACUCGUCGGGAGUGUCACUUGGCGUCAUUGCUUCCCUGUUGAUUUUGGUUUAUAUUCUGCACAGACUUGUCCCAGGGAGAGGAAGUGCCUAUGCUAUCUUGUUAGGAGGUUGGAGUUUUGCUGCCUACCUUAUCCAAUUCACAUGUGGUCACUUGAAGGAGCUCAUGGUCAACCAAUAUCAGUGGGUCAUUGGAUAUCUUGUGAUAGUAGGCACAAUCAGCUUCUGUGUUUGUUAUUAUCGCGGUCCCGUGACAAGUGACCGGGGAUUGGACCUUAUACGCUGGAUGUUGCAAUUCAUCGGACUGACACUACUAUAUAUGGGUACUCGGUCGGACGUGGUUUCUUUUGGACUGAUAACAGUGGUGUUGUUUUCACAUGUUAUUCGCAGUAGCGGUAUUCUCAUGAAGAUAUUUCCAAAAACUUGGAUUUCCUACGGAGUUUAUUACUUCUUCUUUCCACCCAAACACAAGUUUCUAUCACUGGAGGAGUAUGCCUUAGAAGGGGCGGAGGAAACAAGCAGAGCUUUAGAAGAUCUUCGAGAAUAUUGCAAGAGUCCUGAGUGUGAUACUUGGCGAGUGGUGAGUCGACUGAAGCAUCCAGCAAGAUUUGCUUCAUUCGUGGCAAGCGGACAGCAUUUUCUAGAAGAAGAAGUCAAGAAAUACGAGGAUGAUCCAUCGGGAUGGAUGACGUCAGACAGUGAUGGAAGUGACGGAGAACCUGAUGACCGUAUUGAUUAACACUCGUAACCGUUCAACGCCAAGAAGCAGCAA
Messenger RNA from Pocillopora damicornis (cauliflower coral), 1313 nucleotides. RefSeq names its product nuclear envelope integral membrane protein 1. Gene Ontology annotation, cellular component: nuclear envelope. Lineage: Eukaryota; Metazoa; Cnidaria; Anthozoa; Scleractinia; Pocilloporidae. The record is from RefSeq and is a predicted model, not a curated record.